AUGCCACGCGUGCAUACGUUGUGGGCGUUCCAGGCGCAGCCCGUCACACGCGAGCGCCGCCAUCGCAGCCAGCGCGGAUCCACCAGUCACGAGCCAUGGGAGCACUUUCCCGACGAUAUCGAUGAUAUCGAGCAUGGCGCGACGCACGACGGUACGGCAGACUCUCGCCCUACCAGCGAUGCGCCGCAAGCGCAUAUGCGGCACGCCUCCAUCCUUGCCGAGCAAGCCGAGGACCGGCGCUGGCUGCGCUCGACCAAUGUGGUUGCGCGCGCUGGCUCGACCCAGCAUACCGCGGAGCUGCGUACGCAGCUGCGCAUCUUCCAGGAAGCGCACCGCGCCGCGCGCGGCGAGCAUUUGCCGUGGCGCGGCGAGGUUGCCGAGAAUGCGCGCCUCCUGCGCGUCCUUCGUGGCCUCCCUCCCCUCGGCACCAGCGCCGAUGCGGACCAGCUGAGCGACUGGGAGGAAGCGUUCGAGCACGCCAAAAUGCAGCGUGUGCGGUACGGCGAGAAGGAUAUCGUGCAGAUCGGCAAGCAGCGCACACUGCUCGAGGAGGAGAUGAGCCACCACGAGGAUGAAAUACAGCGGCACCUUGCGAUGGGCUUUGCUGACCCGUUCGCACCGUCAGAUUCCUCCGCGAUGCUGCACAGUGCAGGGGAAUGGGCCGACCGCGCGUCUUUUUCGACCACGACCAGCGUACAGCUGCCGCCGCAGCGCUGGGUUCCCCAUGCAGACCGGCAAAGCGCCGCUGCAGCACUGGACGCGAUCGCGCGUGCGCAGCAUGAGACGGAUCUCGAUGCGGAUAUAGAAGAUAUGGACUAG
Malassezia vespertilionis is the source of this 819-nucleotide messenger RNA. Its product is annotated as Arp complex subunit. The record is from RefSeq and is a predicted model, not a curated record. Bases 1 to 819 code for a protein of 272 amino acids. NCBI's taxonomy places the organism in Eukaryota, Fungi, Basidiomycota, Malasseziomycetes, Malasseziales, Malasseziaceae. The transcript has a single exon.